AUGAGCUCAAAAGUCAAUGUCUAUGACGUGGAUGGAAAGACAGUCGCCAAAAAAGUUGAGAGGCCUGCAGUGUUCGAUAUUGAAUUGAGAGAUGAUCUUGUGCAGAAAGUGCAUUCACUAGUUUCGCAGAACUCCAGACAGCCAUAUGCCGUUAGUCCGCUUGCUGGCAUGCAGCAUUCGGCAGUCUCGUGGGGAACAGGUAGGGCAGUAGCCAGAGUGCCAAGAGUGAAAGGAAGUGGCACCAGAAGGGCAGGACAGGCAGCCUUUGCGCCUUUUUGUAGAAAAGGCAGAAUGGCACAUCCUACAAAAACCCAUAGAAGAUGGCACAGGAAGACACCACUCUGUCUGAGGAGAACUGUUACUGCCAUGUCUGUCGCCGCCACUGCCAAUCCGGCCAUUGUCGAAGCAAGAGGCCACAGGUGCUCUAAUGUUCCGAUGCUUCCGCUUGUAGUUUCCGACAACAUCAGCAGCCUUGAAAAGACUAAGCAGGCAGUUGAACUCUUAGGCAAUCUUGGACUUGGAGAAGAGUGCCAAAAGGUUAAGGACUCGAAGUCGCUGAGAAGAGGCAAGGGUAAGUUCAGAAAUAGAAGAUUUAUUAGGAGAAAGGGUCUUCUUAUAAUUCAUGAUGGCUCGCAGUUGUCGGCAUUUAGAGGAAUUGUGGGUGUCGAUCAGAUGGAUGUGAAUUCUUUGGACUUACUUGAGCUUUCGCCGGGCGGAAAGAUGGGAAGACUUGUCAUGUGGACGGAGUCUGCAUUCAACAAACUGUCCUCCCUUUUUGGUACAUUUGCUACUGAGUCCGAGAUUAAGAAGGGCUAUUCACUUCCUCUUCCUCUUGUUACCUCCGAUAAUCUUGACGAAUAUUUCUACUCCAGUGAAAUUCAAAGUCUUAUUAAAUGCCCCAAUAUGCUGCCGUCUGAGGAUACAGUGAAGACUGAUGCAGAUAUUGCACAGGCCAAGGAGUUUAUUGGAAUGUAUGAGAAAAUCGUAGCCAAUUAA
Messenger RNA from Vittaforma corneae ATCC 50505, 996 nucleotides. RefSeq lists its product as uncharacterized. The record is from RefSeq and is a predicted model, not a curated record. Gene Ontology annotation, cellular component: cytosolic large ribosomal subunit; ribosome. Gene Ontology annotation, molecular function: structural constituent of ribosome; RNA binding. Bases 1 to 996 code for a protein of 331 amino acids. The transcript has a single exon. Gene Ontology annotation, biological process: translation. NCBI's taxonomy places the organism in Eukaryota, Fungi, Microsporidia, Nosematidae.